Messenger RNA from Drosophila rhopaloa, 3271 nucleotides. Its product is annotated as transmembrane protein 47. The record is from RefSeq and is a predicted model, not a curated record. Gene Ontology annotation, biological process: cell-cell adhesion. Bases 329 to 1135 code for a protein of 268 amino acids. The transcript has 6 exons. Lineage: Eukaryota; Metazoa; Arthropoda; Insecta; Diptera; Drosophilidae. Gene Ontology annotation, cellular component: membrane; cell-cell junction.
UUAAUUUUCAGUUGUUGUCUUGUGAUGAGGGAAGCAAAACAUUUUUAUUUUCGUCGUUUUUAUUUUUUGAUUAUAUAGAAAAGUCGGUGGUCGAGGAUCAUGUGAAAGUGGGAAAAUAAAAAGCUUUUUUAGUGGACUAUAAGUGCACAGGUACGGCAUAAAUGCAAUAAACCAGUUUGCAAAAGUGCAAAGCAGACGGUGAAAGGAAAAGGCAGUGAAAAGAGAAUAGAGAAAAAAUAUAGCACUCAGUAUUGUGGGCGUGUGUGUGUGUGCGUGAACCAUAUUGUUAAAAAGAAAAAAACAAACAGAAAAUCAGGAGAAAACAACAAUGCAGCAACAACAACAACAGCAGCAGGGCAACCUUGCCAGCUACAACAACAAUAUGAACGUCUUGCCUAAUUACACGCUCAGCGGGAUGAGUUCAUUUGAUGCCGAAUCUCUGCCAGAUUAUUCCGAAUUUGAUACAGAAUCGGUAACUUUGGACUAUUACAAGGAAAGUGUUCUACGUCCACCAGCGGAGAAAAUGGCGCCGACAACAACGAUUGAGACCAUCACAAUCACGAGGCCGCUGAAGGUGAUUGCAUUUAUUUGCGGCGUCAUAGUGGUGGUCUUGAUGAUCAUGGCCCUGGCGUCCACAGAUUGGCUAAUGGCUUCCGACUGGCGCCAAGGCCUCUUUGUACACUGCAUCGGGGAGGAUUCGUUGGCUCCGUUGCCAUUCAACAUACAGGAUCCGCCAGGAUGCUACUGGACGCGCGAUGUGGGCUACAUUAAGGCCACAGCCGCCCUAUGCAUUAUCACGCUGAUAACGGACGUUAUUGCCACAGUACUGACAGGUAUGGGCCUCAGGACGCAGAACCAUAAUCUAAAGUAUAAGUUUUAUCGCAUAGCGGUAUUGGUGAUGCUCGUAUCUUUGCUAGCCGUGCUGUCAGCUUUGAUCGUGUAUCCAGUGUGCUUUGCCGGCGAACUUACCAUGGCCAACCGGCGAGUCUGGGAGUUCGGCUGGGCCUAUGGCGUAGGCUGGGGUGCGGCCAUCUUCCUGUUUGGGGCCGUCGUCCUGCUGCUAUGCGACAAGGAGUCGGAGGAGAUUUACUAUAAGGAGAGGAAAAUCGUACAUGAAAACCAAAUGCGCGCCUAGGUAAGGCCGCACGACCUGCCUGACGUCGUUCUGUAGACUAAGUAUAUAGCAACCAACCAACAACAACACACACAGACACAUAGAUUUCGAUUUAAAUCAGACUCAAGAACAGAAGCAAUUUGCAGCUAAACGAAUGUGUUAUAAUUAUAAUUGUGUAUAUCAUGACCAUUUCUAACCAAAAACCCGUAGCCAUCACCCCACCAUCUCAUAGUACUCGGCAUUUGUUUAGAUGAGGUUUCCGAAUCAGUUUAUUUUGUUUUCGUUUCGAAAGGUAAUCGUAGACAAACCACAAACACACGACCCACAUCUAUCAUGUAGUCAGUCACAUGUACGUCUAGGAAUUCUGAAAGCUAAUCGCAUUAACCAUACCCGUAUAUACAAAUUGCAUGCCCAAUGAGUUCCAAAACAUUGUAGACAACUUUUAGAGCUUGCGUUUCUGUAGAAAAGUAAGAGCAAGUUGCAGUUGAAAUUAGACCUCUUACAAUAUUGUACUCAUACUCAGCUAUAUAUACAUAGCAAUGUACUCUCCAUGUAUCUCAAACCUAAUCGUGAGCAGAAUUUAAAUUAGAAUUUGUAUAUGUACGUAAUCGAAAGACUAGGUAACCAUGACAUAUUACGCCACAAAAUCAUCGUCAUUGUCACCGUUUCAUGCCGAUUACGCUUUCAAAAUAUUUGGUUUGUACUCUAUAAAUCCGUUUCGAAUAUUAUAAAUUAUGUGUUUGUCCCAGUGUAUUAUUGUGCGACUAACACCCAUUGUAACCGAAUAUGUGUUGCUCUUUUACCUUUUGUAAAAUAGUUUAACCAACUAGCUGUACGGUAUUGAACUCGUACUUGAAUGUCCCCGAGCCGUUUAAUAUUUGUUUAAGUCGACUCUUAAGAGUAUGCAUUCGAUUUUAGUAAAUGUAUCUUUUGUAACCACCUAUUCUUUAAUAAUUUAUUGAUAUUUGUGUUCUUACCUUACUCGAAAACAUAUCACAUUCAAAUGACCACAAUAAAACGUUUAUGACACCUUUUGUUAACACUUUAAAACAUUAUUUUCUUUAAAAUCUAAUCUUGUUAAGGUUUUUAAGCUUUAAGUUUUUUUUUACAUAAAUAAUCCGUGUUUUUCUUUGCAAAACCAGCAUAAGGUAUGAGUAAUGGCGAUAACGCAACAACUAAUAAGUAAGCCAUCCUUUUUAAUAUUUAUCUUCGAAAUUUGGUAUCUCAUCAGUUAAUCAUUCGAAAUUCAUCCAAUAUAUCUCGCAAUUAAAUCAUCUUGUCGCCUUUUCUGAAUUCUAUUCCGUUCGUUUCUGUUUUUAACGAGAAAAUUUUGAUUACACGCCGAAAUUAAUGAAGCAAAUGCAACCAAAAUUAAAUGCGACCUAAAUUACAACAAUACAAAGGGAAAUAUAUAUGCUUGAACAUCCAUAUAUACAUAUAUAUGAAGAAAUUGAACAAAUCGUAGGCAGGAACGUGCGGUGAAAAAAAGACGAAACGAAAACAAUUAUAGCGAGUAUAAAGACAACAAUUAUACCAAACCAAUUGAAUUAAUUAAACUAUGCUUACAUACACGCAUGUUUAUAUAUAGUUAUAUAUAUAAGUUUAAAGUAUGUAACAUUUAUUAAAUACGAAAAACAAAAACAAACAUAUAAUUAACGAAACAAUUAUACUCCAAAACGAAACUCUACGAAACGUUACAGUUUUCCAUUGUGUAACUAACCAACACAUGAGCGAGGAUCAUUUUGUUUUAACAAGCAAACAAAAUAUAUAUACAAACACAUAUGAAUAUAUUUAUUAAAAAGUUUUAACAUUUAAUUUUUAAAUUUACAUUCGAUAGAGCAAAAAAAAAAAUGAAAAGAAUAAGUAAAUUAUCAAAUGUAUUGCUAGUGAUCCAUAUACUGUAAAACAUAUGCCUAGAUCAUAUUUUAUAAAUUCCCUAUGCAUACCUAUACCCGCAGCUAUCAAACUAUGAAUUUCCUUAAAUUAUACUACAGUUCACUGGACGUUACCAUGAAUUGAAGAUUUGGCUCCCCAAUCCCUAAAAAUCAUCGAACACCCAUCUUUCCCCAUCCGCAUAACCCGAACAGUAUCGGUUAAAAUGUACAUAUUUCAGAAGAGUUUUCAAAAAAAUAAAAUAGUGUUUAACGUUCACAUAAA